AUGUCCGCGGACUUGUUGGCAGAAUUCGGCCAAAGCUCUGACCCCGCGCAAAGCUCCGCUGGCGGACAGCGGACAACCACUGGCAGUCAACAACCACUGAUGAACUCCCUGAUUUCCGAUUUUGAUCAAUCUGAUGACAUCUUCUUCGGUACUGGACCAUCCCGACUGAGUGGAAGCCAAUCCUUCAAUUCCGGUACGGCCUCUAGCCAAUACACGACCCAGGCACCAGCAGUCGCUCUUCGACAAGCUCCGAGUUUUCAAGCAGUUGAUCUACCUCGACGAAAUGACAGCGACGUCCUUUUUGAUGCGACGGAAGACAUACCAGCCGCUAGCGAUACGGAAGAUGAUUGGGGAGACUUCGAGGGGCCAGAGUGUACCACUGCCCCACCGACUCAGGCGAUAUAUUCAAAUCCCUCUCUACCAAGGUCCCAACCACCUAGUGGACCACAUAUACCAGAACCGAUCGACCUACUAGACUCUUUAUCGAUUGAAAUUUCGGCUCCGUCUACAAAUAAUCAGCCCAAAGGCUCGGAGAACAAGCCGCCUCUACAAGCUAGCAACCAUCCGCCAAACCCCGAGCCAACAUGGGACGACGACUCUUUCGGCGAUUGGGGGGAGUUCGCAGAUGCGCCUUCCAAGCCUGAGCCAGCACCUAAGCCUGGACCUAUACAUGCUUCAAAACCCAAGUCACCUCCAAAAAGAAAGCCUAUAAAAGUUGUCCCUCCUCCACAACCAACCUGGGACGACAACGCCUUCGAAGACUGGGGAGACUUCAACGACGGUCCAACCCCAUCUCCCGCUCCAGCGCCAGCACCGCCAAAGCAAAACAUAACAUUACCAACUCCAUCUCCAGGCAGCUUCACCUCGGGGAAUAUAUCAUCACCCGCAAGCGUCCGACCCACUAACAUCCCCCCACCAUCCGUCCUCCUCGAACUCCUCGUCGACAUAAUGAACAACCUCCAAAAAGAAGCAGUAACAGCCAGCAAAACCAAACAAAUCCCAACAGAACAAAAAGACACAGCCAACAAAAUACACACCACCCUCUUAACCGCAAGCCGAAUAAUAGCCGGCCGCACCCUCCGCUGGAAGCGGGACACAAUCCUCAGCCAAAGCAUGCGCAUCGGACCCGCACGCGCCGGUAAAUCCAGCGGCAUGAAACUUAGCGCCGUCAACAAGCACGAAGAUGUCAAAGAAGAGCAAGAUGCGGUUGAUGUCCUCGCACUUUGGCGUGAGCGAGCGGCGCUCUUCAAUGCUGCUGUUCAGGGUGCGGGUCUUCGGCCCAUCCCGACUGUUCCUGGACCAGCGGCGCUCAAAGUUCUAACUGCGAAACCGGGACAAGGGGCAUUGAAGGCUACGCAUGCUUGUGCGCUUUGUGCACUUAAGAGAGAUGAGAGGGUGUUGAAGGUUGAUGAGGUAGAUGUGCAGGAUAGUUUUGGGGAAUGGUGGACGGAGCACUGGGGGCAUACCGCAUGUCGAUUGUUUUGGGAAGCGAAUCAUAGGUUACUUGGACAGCGAUAA
Molecule: messenger RNA, 1518 nt
Organism: Penicillium argentinense
Lineage: Eukaryota; Fungi; Ascomycota; Eurotiomycetes; Eurotiales; Aspergillaceae
Exons: 1
Coding region: 1-1518 (505 amino acids)
Source: RefSeq, a predicted model, not a curated record